This is a messenger RNA of Brassica rapa (field mustard), 261 nucleotides long. RefSeq lists its product as uncharacterized. The record is from RefSeq and is a predicted model, not a curated record. NCBI's taxonomy places the organism in Eukaryota, Viridiplantae, Streptophyta, Magnoliopsida, Brassicales, Brassicaceae.
AACGAAUUUCAGAUCCAACAAUUUAAUCAUCUAUCAGUGAUUUGUGGUCACUUUCAUCGUCAACGCGAAUCAGUCACCGAAGUGAAAAGAGAGAUGAGGUUGUUCGAUCCGUGGCCAGUGUUCUUCAAGAGGGAGUGGAAACGUUGCUGGCCGUUUCUCACCGGAUUCGCCGUAACCGGCGUCCUCAUCACCAAGCUCACGGCUGGAUUCACCGAGGAAGACGCCAAGAACUCCAAGUUUGUCCAACAACACAGGCGGUAA